AUGAAAUUUUUACUUGGAAUUUGUCGAAUUCAUAAUCAUACUACUUCAAAAUUAUCUUCUUUAAGUGAUGAUAAUAUAAUUUUAAAUGAUUAUUUGAUGGAAUAUAUUAUGCCUUAUUUAUUUGAUGAAAUAAAUAGGCUUGAAGAGACCAAUAUUACUACUGUUAGUCAAUCAGGUGAAAAUCACUCUGAAUGUAUAAAUACUAUUUUGGAAUGUUAUACUACCUUACUUGGAUUCAGAAUUCGAAUAUUUCAUGCAAACAACUUACCAAUGAGUUUAAAUUGUUGGAAUAAUUCAAUUGACAUGGUGAAAAUGGAGUCGUCUUCUUUGGUGUUCAAUGAUCAUGAUCAAAUGUCUUUAGUACGAGAACAUGAGGAAUUACAGAGUCGUUUGGUAGAUUUAACUGUUCACUUGAUUUAUGAUGUUUUGAUUCGAUCAGAACAAUGUUCGUAUACACCUCAAUGCAUCAGUCACGAUGAGCAGUUCGAGGAGGCCAAGUUUAUUUGGCAAAUAUUAGCUUAUCUAGUUUUACUGUCUUCUUCAAAAUGGUUGGAACCACCAAUGGUUAUACAGAACGCAUCAAAUAAAUUCCUGGUUAAACUUCUAAGUUUCAACAAUGAGAGUUAUUCAAUCAGCUUUUAUUCCGUGAGUAAUGAUGAAAUAAACAAUGAAAAUACAGGUGGAGUUCAGAUAAAAGACAUUCAAGAAUUGUGUUCUUUAGUGCUUCCGCCAAUUAUUGUUUUAAUUGAAAUGAUACCAAAUAGAAUGACAUCAUUGAAUAAUGACCAUGACAGCAAAGCCAGAAGCAACAAUAACGAUGAUAAUGAUGUAAUGAAUCAUCUACUGAAUAUUAUGGAGGAUGCCUUUUCACGGUCACAAUUAACCAUCAAGUCAUAUGGCUUCAGUCAUUUUUAUGAAUGUUUAACACAUUUCACUCAAUAUACAUUUAAUGAAAAAUUGCUUAGAAGUCCUAGUGAAAUUACCUUAUCAGAGAAAUCCUCAUCAGUUUCAAGUGAAAAUUUGUUAAUCAACAAAUCAAGCAGCUCUGAUGGUGAUAGUCAUUAUUUUGAACUGAUGACUAAUCUGACAGACUGUCCAACUAUUCGUCUGGGUUGUUUGGACUUGUUGAGGUGUUUAUUGAUUAAGCAACGCUUUCAACUUACACCAUUCCUUACAAAUCAUGAAUAUCCACUCGCAACAUUGAAUGUUGAGUCUCUGGGAAUUUUAAUUCGAAUUAUGCUAAAAGAUUUAAGAGGAUCACAGAACAACAACUGGAACAGUAAUACAAAUGAAAAUAACUAUGACAAUGAUGUGGAAGUUAGCAAGCAGCAGCGUUCAGACAAUCCGCUCUACCAUCCUAACUAUUCGUAUCCUUAUCCUACAAGUCAAAUGUUCAGGUUACUCAUUGACUGGAUCCAAGCAAGUAAUGCUUUAACACCAGUUGUAUUCACCACAUGGCCAAAAAUGGUUUUCCACAAUCAAAUGUAUUGUGCUAGAAAUCCUCAGCAUUCUUUGAAGCUGCAUAAUGAUAAGAAUCUUUGUUCACAUGUUUAUUCAUUUUCCUUUGCCUACGAUGAGAACUUUGAUGAUAAGCAUACAAAAGUCUCAUAUGAUAAUAUAUUAAAUUUAAUUUGGCCGUCAUCGUCUGUUCACAUUAAGACAGAGAGCCAACAACGCCUAACAUCUUCAGGUAUUGCUACUAAUUCUGGUAACAAUAGUGGUAAUACUAUUAAUAGUGGCUUUGCUUUGUCAACGUGGCUUUGUUUACAUGGACAAUUACACGACCAGAAGCCUAGGCCUGAAUUUAGUCAACUAUCUGAAACGGAUCUUUUCCAUCAUGUAAAAUCCAAUCAUUUACAACAUUUCAUAAGUUUGGAUAUCAAGUUUCAGUAUUCUGAACAAAUUGAUGAGUUCAUGUAUCAACUACGCACAGAACCGACUGAUUCUUUACCAUCAUUUUCAGAAUCAUCACAAUCUUGCUCAUCUGAUAGCCGUCUAUCUUUGCAAGUGUGGAUCUCAUCGAUGUAUUCAUGCAUUUAUAUGCGUAUAGCUCAAUUCUUACCAGAGAGUAAAAUGAUAGCAGAAAAUGAUCAAACCAUGUUACACAAUAAAAAAAGAAUUAUAUUAUUAGGUGAUUUAUGUAUAGAUUUCCCGAUGAAAAAAACAAUUUAUGAAGAAUGGAAUCAUUUAUUUCUAUUUAUUCAAUGGAUUGACAGUUUUAAUGCAAAAGUACAAGUUAUAGUCAAUGGUUGGUUUGAAUCCAGUGGCAGUUUAAUAUUGAACAAAAAUCUUUUAGCUGGGAAAUUAUGUCACCAGUGUUAUCCUGUUAUAUAUUUCGGUCAUGUGACUGAUAUCUACUCUAAAGGAUGUAGGAAGCAUAAUUUGGAUUUAGGAAAUCUAUUUUUACUUGCUGGUGUACCACAUAUGGAUCAACAAGUUUCUCGUUCCAAUGAAAAAUGUCCAAAGAGAAAAUCGUUGAAACAUAACCGUGAUCAUCUUGAUCUUGGUGGUUCAUACUGUAAUGUGAAAAAAAUCGCCAUGUCAUUUGCCUUGUUAGGUCCUUGUUGGACGGGUUACUUUGAUUCUAUUGAAUAUGGUUCUCACUACAGAAAUUACUCUCUGUGUAUUCUACAUUCACUUGUACGUAGAUAUGCUAUAAAAUAUUCAACACUGAAUGAAGUUGGUCAUUUGCUAUCGCAAUUACUAUUGAAGACAAAUUCACUGAUAAGUUCUGCGGAUUGGUUAUGUUUUUUCAAGAAAUACUGUUCGAAAAAUUUAUUCAUUAUUCUACUGAGUAACAAUGCUUCUAGCCUACAGUUUCUCAUGCCACCGCCGCCAUCAGCACUGUCGUCGUCAUCGAACUCAUUCAAGUGUACUGUUUCGUCGCCAACUGUUACAGCUAAUGAUAAUGGCCAGGAUGAUGAUGAUGAUGAUGGAUUCCAGAUAUGUGAUAUCUAUGAUAUCCACUCACGGAAUACUGAUUGCCACAAUAAUAACAGUACUAAACCAGUUGCUGAUAAAUAUACUCGUACUUCUCGAAAAAGAUUAUGGACACUGAGAGACCAAUAUACACAUGCUGAUAAUUUGAAACUAACUGGAGAAUUAACAUCUUCAGUGGAUUUCUAUUAUAAUCCACAAUUUGAUUCAAGUUUUGAACUCCAUGGAGGUAUUGAAGUACCAAUUUAUCUACUGGGUGAGCUUGUUUGUCAAUCGCAUGAUUGUCUCUUGAUAGCAAAUGGUUUAGAACUGCUUUUUACAAUGUUGCAUCGUUCGUGCACUAUGUUUGCAAAUUUUCAUACACCUGCACUAUCACAUCCAGGAGUAGAAAUCCCCAUAGAAAAGCAUUCUAAUAAACCGGUAACUUACCCACUUAGUUUUGGACAUUGUUUACUGGCUCGUCUAUUCAAGCAUCCUCAGUUCUGCUCGUCCUCACCUCAUUCUUCUAUGUUAAUGGAGGUUCUAUUCAACGAAAUCAUUUUCACAUUUCCAAACAAAAGCUUACGGCUCAAUUCUACUGACCAAAGAUCAACGUCAACUCAGCAAUAUUUGCACUUGAUUAUGGAUCCAGGUUUAUUACGUUGUAUUUCAUUGUUUAGUUCACGAAAUUUCUGGUAUCCCCUACCUCAACAGGAGUUUGAAUUUAUCUCUGAUCAUAGGAAACUUUUCAGUUCAUCAAUACCACUCAUAAAAUCUUCAAUAUUCAAGUAUGGAUUAAUACCAGCAAUAUUUGAAGUAUUAGUGAAUUCUGAAGGAAUGCAUAGCUCAAACUCAAUUAUCAUCACAUUAUACAAUUUUUAUACAAUAGAUCGUUGGCAGUUGAUCAUGACUUCGCUAACGGGAUUUCGAGAAACAUUUCUAGAAGAUAAUCAUUUCAUGGAAAAAAGUGUCAUCAGUCAAGAACGUUUCAAACAGUAUACGCAAAAUUGGCCUAUUCAUUCUUUAGUGAGUUUCAUUACCAAUCGUCUUUCACUGUCAGUAAUAUUCAGUAACGGAACCAUAAGGGGUGAAGAUGGAGGAGGAACAUCCAAGACAGCAGCAGCAGCUUUCAGUGCCGACAGCAGCAACAAGAAAUACAGUGAAUACAUUUACUCCUUUGGUCAUUCAAAACGUUCAUGUCUACAGGAUCUCUGUCGCUUAAUCAUCAAUCUAGAUGCUGACAUGUAUUUAUCUGCUGCUGAACGGGUUUUCUACACAAUUUAUGAUGAUUUCGAAAAUGAAAAUAAUAAAAGUACCCAUACUCCUCACGGUCAGCUUAAAAAUAGAAAGCAGCUGAAUACCAAAUCGUCAGUAUCAACAUCACCACUGAGACUAUUGAAUGAUGACUGGAUAUUUUGGCGUCAAACAACCGGGAAGUGUUUAAAUUACUCGGAACGUUUAAACAUAUGGAAGUAUUCGUUAUCCAUUGAGAAAACCAAAAGGUUCAUGAAGACUUGA
Heterobilharzia americana is the source of this 4434-nucleotide messenger RNA. NCBI's taxonomy places the organism in Eukaryota, Metazoa, Platyhelminthes, Trematoda, Strigeidida, Schistosomatidae. The record is from the annotation of a GenBank genome assembly.